This is a messenger RNA of Gopherus flavomarginatus (Mexican gopher tortoise), 10864 nucleotides long. It is a transcript of the gene SRCAP, whose product is annotated as Snf2 related CREBBP activator protein. Lineage: Eukaryota; Metazoa; Chordata; Testudines; Testudinidae. The record is from RefSeq and is a predicted model, not a curated record. Gene Ontology annotation, molecular function: ATP-dependent chromatin remodeler activity; ATP hydrolysis activity; histone binding. Gene Ontology annotation, cellular component: Swr1 complex.
CAGCAACAGCAUGGGCAAGGUGGCGGACAGGGAAGUGGCCAGGGUUAGAGGAGAGAAUGCAAGGGUCUGGGCUCCUGAUUCCACCCUAUCCCUCUGGGACAUCUCCCUUGCAGACGAGCCAAGCCAGCGAGCUAAGUGGAGAUGGGUUAUACCAGCCUUGACAACAUCUAGGCAUUGCUGUUGGCGGCCAGCCAUCUCCCAGGCUCUGCACUGGACCGACAGAGUGUCCCUGUCUCUCCCCAGCACCCUUAACAGGAGCAGUCUUCCCCGGGAAAGAGAAACCGUGGAAGUGGAGUCUGACGAGGAGGAGGAGUUCUCAGCUCACACAGGUGAUUCAGAGACAGGCAGCCCCGAGCGCAGGCUGGGCUGCCAGGGGACCCAGGAGCUGGACAGUUCGUCCCAGCGGUUGCUUGACCAGAAUGAGGCCAGUUUCCAGCAUGCACUGGAGCAGGACGACAGCACUUCGGCCACGAGCAAAGCUAUCGGGGCGCGAGGCGAAGAGCAAGGGAGCAGUAAAAUGCAGAGCAAUCCUCCCCAACAGCACCAUGCACUGCACAGUGAGAUUGCACCAGACAAAAUGACGGGGAGCAAUCCUGUGUCACCGGCCUCUUCGGGGUCACCUGCCUCCAGUGGCAGCAUCUCACCAUCACACCUUACUCACGAUUCCUCUCUGGACAGUCACCUGGGCUUUGAUGUGCCCAGGCUGCAAAGCAAAGCUCUGGCGUCCCCAGGAGUUUACGCCUCGGACCCGGCCAGCAUGUGGGACAAGACGCAUGCUGAGAUCGCUGAGCAGGCCAAGCAUGAGGCGGAGAUUGAGAACCGCAUCGCAGAGAUGAAGAAGGAGGGUUUCUGGUCUUUGAAGAGGCUCUCCAAGGUGCCGGAGCCAGUUCGCCCCAAGGUUCACUGGGAUUACCUCUGUGAGGAGAUGCAGUGGCUUUCAGCAGACUUUGCCCAGGAGCGACGCUGGAAGAGGGGAGUGGCCAGGAAGGUCGUGCGGAUGGUGAUCCGACACCAUGAGGAGCAGAAACAGAAGGAGGAGCGAGCCAAGCGAGAGGAGCAGGCCAAGCUGAGGCGCAUUGCCUCCUCCAUCGCCAAAGAGGUCAAGCAGUUCUGGAGCAAUGUGGAGAAGGUGGUGCAGUUCAAGCAGCAGUCUCGCCUGGAGGAGAAAAGGAAGAAGGCCCUGGACCUGCAGCUGGACUUCAUCGUGGGCCAGACAGAGAAGUACUCAGAUCUGCUGACUCAGAGCCUCAACGAGACCUUCCCCAUGGCCAGCAAGACUGGCUCCUCCUCCCACAUCAGCUCCUCCCACGCUGGCUCCACCGCUUCCAGCCCCCCGCCACCUCCACACCUCACCGACGAAGAAGAUGGGGACUUCCAGCCCCAUGAGGAGUCCGACGACGAGGAGACGAUUGAGGUGGAGGAGCAGCAGGAAGGGAAUGACUCGGAGACGCACCGGCGUGAGAUAGAGCUGCUGAAACAGGAGAGUGAGCUGCCCCUGGAAGAGCUGUUGCAGUCUCUGCCCACCCAGAUCCUGGAUAAUUCCUGCAGCACUGCCCCCUCCAUCUCCAGCUCCAACAACAAUGAGGAGGAGGAGGCAGUGGGGGAGAGUGAGGAGGAGCAGGAGAAAGCAAAGUCCGUCAUGCAGAGGAACAAAAGGCCAUGGAAGCCUGACAAGGAGGAUGAGGAGUUCACGGCCAACGAGGAGGAAGCUGAGGAUGAAGAGGAGACGAUCGAUGCUGAAGAGAAGCUGGAAGGGGAUAUGGAUCACAGGAAGGAACUGGAUGACUUGGCCCAGGAAGGGGAGCUGCCCAUGGAGGAGCUGCUGCAGAGAUACGCCGGCGCCUACGCCUCGGACUUUGAGAUGGAUGAGUCAGAUAGCUCCUCGGAUGCCUCGGAGCCCAGCACCUCGGAGUACGAGGAGGAGUCAGAGGACGAGGACAGCAGCAGCCAGUCAGACUCCACCGCAGAGGAGGAGAGUGACGAGGAGGAAAGCGAGGAGGAGGAGGAGGAGGAUGCCCCCGCUGAGGAAGCGACAGCGGCGAGCCGAGAGGAAGACUUCGGCGUGGAGUAUCUGUUGAAAAGGGAUGAGGAUCGGGGAGAGGGGGGUAAUGACGCAGCCCCCACCCUGGGGCCCAAGAAGGAGAUCACAGACAUCGCAGCCACUGCCGAGAGCCUGCAGCCCAAGGGCUACACCCUGGCCACUACCCAGGUGAAGACGCCCAUCCCUUACCUGCUGCGGGGGACCCUGCGGGAGUAUCAGCACAUUGGCCUGGACUGGUUGGUCACCAUGUAUGAAAAGAAGCUUAACGGGAUCCUGGCGGACGAGAUGGGGCUGGGGAAGACCAUCCAGACCAUCUCCCUGCUGGCUCACCUGGCCUGCGAGAAGGGUAGCUGGGGUCCCCACCUGAUCAUCGUGCCCACCAGCGUGAUGCUGAACUGGGAGAUGGAGAUCAAGCGCUGGUGCCCCAGUUUCAAGAUCCUCACCUACUAUGGGGCGCAGAAGGAGCGCAAGCUCAAGCGUCAGGGCUGGACCAAGCCCAAUGCCUUCCAUAUCUGCAUCACCUCGUACAAGUUGGUGCUGCAGGACCACCAGGCGUUCCGGCGCAAGAACUGGAAGUACCUGAUCCUGGAUGAGGCCCAGAACAUCAAGAACUUCAAAUCCCAGCGCUGGCAGUCGCUGCUCAACUUCAACAGUCAGAGGCGGCUGCUGCUGACAGGCACCCCCCUGCAGAACAGCCUGAUGGAGCUCUGGUCCCUCAUGCACUUCCUAAUGCCCCACGUCUUCCAGUCGCACCGCGAGUUCAAGGAGUGGUUCUCCAAUCCCCUGACAGGCAUGAUCGAGGGUAGCCAGGAGUACAACGAGAGCCUGGUCAAGCGGCUGCACAAGGUGCUGCGGCCCUUCCUCCUGCGGAGGGUGAAGGUGGAUGUGGAGAAACAAAUGCCAAAGAAAUACGAGCACGUCAUCAAGUGCCGGCUGUCCAAGCGCCAGCGCUAUCUCUACGACGACUUCAUGGCCCAGGCCACCACCAAGGAGACUCUGGCCACAGGGCAUUUCAUGAGCGUCAUCAACAUCCUGAUGCAGCUGCGAAAGGUGUGCAACCAUCCCAACCUCUUCGACCCCCGGCCCAUCCACUCGCCCUUCAUCACCGAGGGCAUCUGCUUCAGCACCGCCUCGCUCAUUCUGUGCGCCCUCAACCGGGAUCCCUUUAAGCAUGUGGACAUGGGCAUUUUCGACCUCAUCAACCUGGAGGGGCGUGUGUCCCGCUACGAGGCGGACACCUUCCUGCCUAAGUGGAAGGUGACAAGGAAGCUGAUUGAGGAGAUCGCCGAGUCCCCGGACCCCCCGCCCAGGCCCAAGCCUGUCAAGAUGAAAGUGAACAGGAUGCUGCAGCCGGUGCCAAAGCCAGAGAACCGGACCGUGGUGCUGGUGAACAGCCCUCGCCCCGUAGCCCCCUUGCAGAGACCUAUGACUCCUGUGUUGCCAGAGGCCCUGGCCCCCAUGCACCCCAUGGGCCCAGUUCUCCCGGGGCCCGUUCAGCCUCCCCUGCUCCCUCACCCCAUGGCCGUACCCAUCUCGCUGCCCCUGCCCCUCCCGCCAUCCCCGGUGCCGGUGCCUCCCUCUACCAGGCCGCAGGGCCCAACGCUAGUGCCAACGCUGAGCCAGAACAACGCCGCGGCCGCAGUGCUCCAGGCCCCAGUGUCCGCCCCGCAGGUCCUGCCCACACUGAUGCCUGCGGCCCAGCUGGUCCCGAAUGCCCCCCAGCCCCCCGUGCUGCCAGCCCCUGCCACCGCUGCUGCUGCCUCCACCCUCAAGCCUGGCCCAGUGCCAGCCCCCGCCAUGCGGCUAGCCACCAACCCCCUGAACCCGGGCUCCAUGGGGAGCAUGAUGAAGCCAGUGACAGUCCAUUCCACCACCAGCGCCCUGCCUGGCUACAACUUCCCGGCCACCAGUGCUGUGCAGCAGAGGGUGCUGCUCUCCCCGGACAUGCAGGCCCGGCUGCCCUCGGGUGAGGUGGUGAGUAUCGCACAACUGGCUUCGCUGGCCAACAGGCCCCUGCAGAGCGCCCCAGGCAGCAAGCCCCUCACCUUCCAGAUCCAAGGCAACAAGCUGACCCUGACGGGCACCCAGGUGCGGCAGGUCACCAUGGCCCAGCCCCGACAGCUGCAAAGGAAUGUAGUUCACCUGGUCUCUGCCGGGGGGCAGCACCACAUCAUCAGCCAGCCAGCCCAGGUGGCUCUCAUCCAGGCCAUGACCCAGCAGGGCGGGCAGGCGCAGGGUGGGGUGCAGGCCAUGCCAGGCCCCCAGCCCACCACCGUCCUGCCCGCCCCAGCCUCUGUCACCCCGGCGGCCGCCACUUCAGCAGCCAUCAGCGUCCCCAUAGCUACCACGCAAGUGCCCUCCUCCAUGGUGAACAGCUCUGGUGUGGUGAAGAUCGUGGUGCGGCAGGCCCCACGGGACGGCCUGGUGCCUGCCCCAGCCCUACAGCAGCCUCCACGCCCAGCCACAGCCACCACCUUGCCUAGCCUGCCGGCCGCCCUGAUGGCACAGCGAGCCCAGCUCCCCAUGGCACCCAUGCCACCCGUGCGGUUGCCCACUCAGCCACUGGUUCCAGUGCGAGCACCCACCCCACUGCAGGCCCUAGUGCGACCCAUGAUCCGGGUGGUGCAGGCGCCAGUGCCAAGCAUGGAGCAGUCAUCUCCAGCACCGGCUCCAUCUUCUCCCGUCACCGCCGCCCCUCUCCCCAUCCCCUCUGCCACCACCAUCGCUGCUGCUGUCUGCCCUGCGCUGGCUUCCCGGCCCGCAGCCGCGCCCAGCCCGGGGCCCAAGGAGGAACCUGAGACACUAAUGCUACGCUCCACCACGCCCACCCCGCCUCCCCCGUCGCCACGGGCCCCACGGCACAGACGGCAGCCCCCUCCCCCGCCCCGGUCCCCCUUCUAUCUGGAAUCACUUGAAGAGAAGCGGAAGAAGCAGAAGGAGGAGCGCCUGGACCGACUCUUCCGCCUCAACGAGCAGCAUUGCAACCUGGCCCCCAUCUAUGGCACCGAGGUGCUGCGCCUCUGCACCCUCUUCCCACCCGGCCCCCCUCGGGAGCAGGAGGAGGAGGGGCAGGGAGUAGCACCCGAGCUGGAUGGCUGGAGAGGGACCAGCUACAGCCAUUGCUACAUGGCACAGAUGCAUCGGGACCCCCAGCACCUAGAGGCGUACUGGCAGCGGGCCACAGCCAUUGCCCUGGCCAUCCUGACCCCUCAGCAGAGGGUUGAGCAGUUGGCAGACAUCAUUGAGAGGUUCAUCUUUGCUAUGCCUCCCGUGGAGGCGCCUGCCAUCACCAUUCACACCUCUCACCCGCCCCCGUCACUCCUGCUCCACCAGGCCAUCUUCAAGGAGACGCUGCGGCGGGAGAUUUCGCCCCGCGCCAGCGGCCUGCAUCGCAUCGUCUGCAACAUGCGCACCCAGUUCCCCGACCUGCGCCUCAUCCAGUACGACUGCGGAAAGCUCCAGACCCUGGACCUGUUGCUGCGACAGCUGAAGGCCGGGGCGCACCGGGUCCUCAUCUUCACGCAGAUGACCCGCAUGCUGGACGUGCUGGAGCAGUUCCUCAACUACCAUGGGCACAUCUACCUGCGCCUGGAUGGCAGCACCCGCGUGGAGCAGAGACAGGCGCUGAUGGAGCGUUUCAACGCUGACAAGCGCAUCUUCUGCUUCAUCCUGUCGACACGCAGCGGAGGCGUGGGGGUGAACCUGACGGGCGCUGACACUGUGGUGUUCUACGACAGCGACUGGAACCCCACCAUGGACGCCCAGGCCCAGGACCGCUGCCACCGCAUUGGUCAGACCCGCGAUGUCCACAUCUACAGGCUGAUCAGUGAGCGGACAGUGGAGGAGAACAUCCUGAAGAAGGCUAAUCAGAAGAGGAUGCUGGGAGACAUGGCCAUUGAGGGUGGGAACUUCACCACAGCUUACUUCAAACAGCAAACCAUCCGGGAGCUCUUUGAAAUGCCCCUGGAUGAGCCAGCCAAGAAGGAAGGGGAGGUCCUCACCAUAGCGCAGGAGGACGAGGAGGAUCCCAUGGCCAACAAGCAAACCCAGAUCCUGGAGCAGGCGCUGUGCAAGGCUGAGGACCCUGAGGACAUCCGGGCGGCCACGCAGGCCAAGGCUGAGCAGGUGGCAGAGCUGGCUGAGUUCAACGAGAACAUCCCCCUGGACGCGGACGAGCGGCCCAGCAAGGAGGAGGAAGAGGAGAUGUCAAAGGCUGAGCAGGAGAUCGCCUCGCUCAUGGAGCAGCUCACCCCCAUUGAACGCUAUGCCAUGAACUUCCUGGAGGCCUCUCUGGAAGACAUCAGCCGAGAGGAGCUGAAGCAGGCAGAGGAGCAGGUGGAGGCUGCCCGGAAGGACAUAGACCAGGCCAAGGAUGAGGUGGUGUUCAAGCUGCCCGACGACGAGGACGAGGGUCGGCUCAGCGAGGAAGGCUACAUCAAAAAGAGCAAGAAAGCCAAGGUGCCCAGCCGUGCGGGCCCAGAGCGCACUGGCACACGCAUGAGUGAGCGACUGCGGGGCACUCGCCUCUCCCUGCGCGAGGCGGAUGGAGUGGACACCGAGUCACCCCAGGCCCGGCUCCCCAGCCUGCGCCACCUGCGGGGCCACCAUGCCAGGCUGGAGGCCGAGGAGGCAGAAGACCACCUGUCCCUGGUGGCCCAGCACACACGUGGUGCAGCCAUCCGCAGGGACCUGGUGCGGGAGGAGACGCCAGCUCUGACCCGCAAGGCCGCGGCCAAGAGGGAGGAGUCGGGGACCAAGGUCCCAGGGGCUGGCGAGAGGGUGCUGCGGCCCAUCCCUCACAGAACAGAGGCCCCCGUCAUCGGGGAGAGGGUGCUCCGGACCUCUCCACAGAGACCUGAACCCCCUGCCACUGGAGACAAGGUGCUGCGAGGCACCCCCCAGAGAGCUGAGCCCCCAGCCAUCAUAGAGCGGGUGCUCCGAGCCAUCCCUCAGAGAGCAGACACCCCAGUCCCUGGGGACAGGAUGCUACGAGGUGCCCCGCAGCGAGCAGAGCCCCUGGCUACCAUGGAGCGGGUGCUGCGCAGCGCCCCCUUGAGAACAGACACUCUAGCUCCUGGGGACAGGGUGCCCCGGCUGGCCCCACUCAGACCAGAGGCACCUCCUGCUGGGGAGCAGGACCUGAGACCUGAGGCACCAGUGACUGGUGCGAAGCUCCUCCAGCCAAGACAUGAGGUAGCACCUGCCAGAGAGGAGACCCCCCAGCCAACGCUCCGAGCUACCGAGAUGGGGAUAGUCUUGGGGGUGCCAGCCCUGCUAGGGCAGGAGAGCAUAGCACCCACAGGGGAGCUAGCCUCAAAGAAGCCCCCUGCUGAGCACAUGCCGAGGGUGGAACCCCCACCCACUUGGGAAAAAGUGCUGGGAUCCAUGGAGCUCGCGACAGGGGUGAAGAUAGGGAGCGUGGAGCCAUCUUCUGCCUCAGAGAAAGUUCCCCUACCAGCCCCCUGCAACCUGGAGAUCCCAGCCCCCAACAAGCUGGUGCCAAGCCCGGAGACACCAGCCUCAGAGGAGGAGCCACCCGAAGGAGCCAAGGGAUCUUUGGGCAAAGCUGAGGUAGCCGGAGAGCUGGCCCAACGCCCAGUGGAACUGGACAGUGUGGAUGUGAAGAGGGGAGAGCCAGUCAGACGUGCCCCGGAGGAGCCAGAGAGCCUGGCACCCGAUGGGCCCGCAGCAGAGCUCCCCCCAGAGACGCCUGCCCACUGCGCUGCUAGGGCAGGGGUUGAACUGCCCGCUGCUGAGCCUUUCUCCACUACAGAAGGCAAAGGGCCAGGAGAGGUGGAGCCCCAGCCAGCCUGGCCUCUCUCGGGCUCCCUGAACCAGCCGGUGGAGGUUGCCAACUCCCUGCCUCGACUGAAAACACCACCCCCCAGCAAGGAGCACAACGGGCUAGAGCGGCCUUCCCCUCUCUCCAACAGCCUGGGCAAACCCCAGCCCAGGGAGCUGGCACAGAGUGCCACAGAGCCACUGGAGGUAGCCAUUGGGUGCAGCAGCAGCCUGAAGGAGGUGUCCAAGAGGGGGCUGGGUGACCAGGAAGACAAGCCCAAGCACCCAGACGGAGUGAGUGCAGCCAACACCGCCUCCCUGGGGCUGGGGGAAAUGCAGCCAGGGACGACCUCCUCUUCGGACAGCCCAUCGCCAGCCAAAACACCGCGCCGGCGCACCAGUGCUGACGUGGAGAUCCGGCAGAACCACCAGGGCCAGGACGGCCCGGCUGCCAAGGUCUUGCGCAAGCUGCCAGGCCGCCUGGUCACCGUGGUGGAGGAGAAGGAGCUGAUCCGACGCCGGCGCAACCGCAUCCACAAGCUGGACGCCACCAGCAGCACUGUGGUGAGCCCCAGCAGCAGUUCGGCCCACAGCAUCUCCGAGCUAGAGUUGUCCCCCUCCAGCAAGGAGCUGCCACUGCUCCGUGACCUGCCCGCCCGCCGCAGGAUUGAGCUGGAGAGCCGGGCUGCCAAGGAGAGGGGAGACGAGGGGUCUGGCCUGGAGCUGCCCCCCAGCCUGCCCCCACCGCCCCUCAAGCGUAAACGGGGCCGGCCCCCGAAGAACAAGUCUCCAGAGCAGCCAAGCCAGGGGGAAGCACAGCUACCACCCAGCACCCAUGUACCCCGCAUCAGGAAGCCAGAGAUCAAGACUCCUGAGCCAUCCUCACCCAAGACCCUGAAGCAGCCAUGCAAGGGGGAGGCACGGCCACCGCCCGGCACCCUGAAGCCACGUGCCCAGAAGCUGGAACUCAAGGCCCCUGAGCCAGCCUCACCCCGGAGCAAGACAGAGAGCAGUGAGAAUGACUCCCCCCUGGAGAAGCGCCGGCGGGGCCGACCCCCCAAGGCACACUGGGCCCCCGCCACUCCCAGCACUGAGUCACCCCCCAAGCGCAAGCGGGGCCGGCCCCCCAAGAACCCAGCUUCCCCCCGCGUGGAGACAGCAGCCCCCCGCCCUGGCUCAACCUCGGACCGCGACACCUCCGCCGAGAAGGAGCUGCCCCCACCUGGCCGCAAGAGGAGGUGGAGAAGGAAGGAAGAGCCUGGCCAGGCCCCCAGUGAGAGCUCAUCAGAUGGCGAGGAGGCCCGCCCCCUCACCCGGUUGGCCCGUCUCCGGCAGGAAGAGAAGCUGGAGUCGGGCAGUGAGUGUUCGGCCCUGCUCCCAUCCCAGAGCGCUGCCCCUAAGCCGGAGCCAGACGGCACCUCCUCCGGGGAGAGCAGCACCUCCGAGCAGACCCCGGCCCGCUCCACCCGCCAGCGCCCUGGCAGCUUGGUGCCACCGCUGGAGCAGGAGCAUCAGAGGCGCAAGCGGGGGUGCUUGUCAGAGGGCGGCAAGUCCCCCGGGGCUGCCGGCUCAUCGGAGGACGACGGGGGCGGCGAGUCAGAGUCCUCAGCAGAGUUGAGCGGUGAGGAGGGUGAGCGGCGGCCCAAGCGCCGCCGCCGUCACGCAGGCCGAGCCACCGGCAGCAGGAGGCGGCAGUGCCCACGGGGCAGUUCGGCCGACCGCGUCCUGCGAAGCGCUGCCGCCACCCCAGCCAGCAACACCCGCUCGGCCACCGGCCCCACGCCGGGGGGUGUGGCUGGAGCCCCCACCCCCUCGGCCACCGCUGCUCCUGCCGCCAUGGUUACCUCCUCACUAAGUAUCAGAGGCCGCAAGCCCAAAACGUGACCACAGCUUGGGAGAUGCCAGAGUCGCUUCCCAUUGGGAUAGAUCGGAGCUCACCGACCCACUCACCCCCAUCCCCGCCCUUCUCAGGCAGCAGUACAGCCACUCUGGGCUUCCCACAUCUCUGCCAUCCCCAUCUGGACUGUUAAACCACUACUUGAACGCGGGAGGGGCUGGUGGCAUGGCUGUCCGGUUCCCCUGGCUCUGGGCACAAGCUAACCCAGCUGUAAGCCUUGGCAACCUGAGGGGGCUGUGCUGCUCUGCCCUGGGGAAGACGCGUCCUGUGGACGAACAGGGCUUGGCUCAUUGGCAUCAUGGAGCAGGCAAGGCGACCACCAGGGCGGGAGGUGUACGCGGCUCCACCUGGUUCUGGGCAUGGGAUUAGCCCAAGGCCCUGGCUGAAUUGGCCCAGGCAUUUCGCCCCCUUUUUUAUUUCUAUCCUCUUGCCCAGUCCAGGGUUGGUUCAGAUCCCCCCUCCUACCUCCCCAGUGGAGGGGGCUCCCCCCCCCCCCCCCCGAUUUCUAAAAACUCGCCCUUUCUUUUUAACUAGCUUGGGUUGGUUUUUAACUGAUGCGACCAAAUUCGCGGCCUCCCACUCCCACCUGGUGUUUUUCUUGAUUUCCUUCCUGCUCUUCCAUGCAGGAGCCAGGUUGUCAGGCUGGGGCAGCCUAGUCUGGCCGCUGGGGACAGACUGGAACACGGGGUGCAGCGGCCCCCCAACACAGAGAGACAGGAGAAAUUGUCCUCUUUUUAAUUAUGUACAUUUCAGACUCACAGCUCCAAGGACUCUUGGGGCUCUGAUUGGUUGGACCCCCUCAACACACAAGCCCCCCCCACCUUUCUCUUUAUGUACAGCCCUUGUUGUAAAAUAGGUUCUUUUGAACAUAAUCUAUGCAAAGGUUAUUUUGUAUAGGGGAGCACACCAUUCCCCCCUCCACGGCAGGACUGGGGGCGGCAGCGGUUCUCGGGUUGGGGGGGAGCGUGUGGUUGGGGAGCAGGGGGUGUAGGGACUGGGAGGGGGGAGGUGUUCCCAUGGAGCUGUCUUUCCUACUGAAGCAUGUUCAGAACGUGUACAGAGGUCCGAUGUAAUCUUUCUUCAGAAUAAUGCUAUGAAUAAAGUGUUUAAAAAAAAAAAAAAAAAAAAACGACAGCACAGCCCCG